Malus domestica (apple) is the source of this 2916-nucleotide messenger RNA. The record is from RefSeq and is a predicted model, not a curated record. Lineage: Eukaryota; Viridiplantae; Streptophyta; Magnoliopsida; Rosales; Rosaceae.
UCUCUCUCUCUCUCUCUCUCCUCAUUUCCUUUGUAGUUUUGAUCUUAAUUUGUUUGCCAAUGUUUACAGUCUUAAUUUUUCUUCUACUCUUUUACGUGAUCAUCAGAAAUUUGUAGUUUUUUGCCUGUUUUUGUUUGAUUUUAGUGCGUAAUUCGGUCAGGAAUUCGUAAUUUUGUUUGUUUUUUUUAUAAUUGCUCAGUAAUUAUAGCAGCAUUUGUUCAGUAAUUAAUUGCUUAGUUAUUUAUUUAUUUAUAAUUUUUUGUUUUGGCGACAUUUGUUUUCCUAUUUUUAGGAUAACUUUUAAAUUAGAGUUGCGCAGAAAAUUUCUAAAUUAGGUGGACAGAUGUAAGCAUGUUGAUAUGGUUGUAUGGGAAGACGACGACUUGAAAGCAUAGGAUUUGAAAUAAAGUUAGAAGGUUAAAUUAGCACAUAUUACGAUAGAAUGAUCUGACUAUGCUGGGUUCUGUGUUCGUCAGAUGCACCGUUUAGCAGAGUGACUUAAUGAGCAGAGAGCUAGUGCCAGUGGAAAAGAAGACAAGAAAGAACAAAAAUAGCGUGAGGUUGGAGGACUAGGAUUCAUGUUCUAGUCCACCUCAAAAUAGUAGGGAUCAAGCUAUGUUAUAGUAAAUUGUUGUCGUUGUAGUUUUUUUGUUGUUGUUUGUUUCCUUUGUUCUUCUAUACUUCCUUAAUUUUAAUUUCAAAACUAAAUGAUGAAAUUUUAUUCUUUUACUUUUGAACUUUGGUUGCAAAGUGGCAGUUUUUCUUGACGUGUUAUCAUAAUUGUUCCAAUUUGAAUAAUUUCUUUUAUAUUUAUCACUCCUUCAUUUUUUGGAUAAUAUUUGUGUAUAACACCUGAUGAAAUCAAUCUGAAAAUUCCUAAUGAUUUUCUGCCAGAUAUUACUGCCUACAGUGGUAAUGUUGUUGUUAAUAGCUGUGAGGAUGCGUGUUGAUACACAGAUUCAUCCAGCGCACCCCGUGUUUCUAGACUUUACAAAGAUGAACAGGAGCUGGAAACCUACAUACGCUCAGAUCUCUAUGGUACCUGCAACCAAAUCACGAAUUGCUCAAAUCCAAAAAUCAAGGGAGCAGUAGUUUUUCAUGAUCAAGGUCCUCAAUCAUUUGAUUAUAGCAUACGUCUUAACCACACAUGGGCUUUCUCGGGCUUUGAUGUCAAAUCCAUCAUGGACGUGAAUGGUCCCUACCUCAAUGACCUGGAACUCGGCGUAAAUGCUGUACCGACCAUGCAGUACAGCUCCAGUGGAUUUUUAACUCUCCAGCAAGUACUGGAUUCGUUUAUUAUUUUUGUGGCCCAACAAUCUGACACCAAAGAUAUAGAACUUUCUUCAUCGGCAUCACUGUCCUCUGGUGAACCUUCCUUUGUCAGCUUUCCAUGGAUGCUUUACGGCCCAUCAAACAUUCAAAUAGUGCCGUUUCCAAGUCGUGAAUACACUGAUGAUGAGUUCCAGUCCAUCAUAAAAACUGUGAUGGGUGUAUUGUAUCUUCUGGGAUUCCUCUACCCAAUUUCUCGGUUGAUCAGCUAUUCAGUGUUUGAGAAGGGGUAUACCAUUGCCAAUAUUUUCCUAGUGGUGGCUGUCCAAUGAGAAGUUCAGCAAUUGAAUCGUUUGUCCUCGCAUCAUUUCCUGGUGCAAUAUUCCAGGGGUUUAAUGGCUUGAGUGCUAAAUAUCAGGUAAAAUUUAUCUUGGAUUAAUGUUACAGAUAAUAGUUCUUGUUGAUUUCAUUUGUGUAGAUAAUGGAAUUUAAAGAAGAUAAGAAAAGAUCUUAAUCUCCGUUCUGCUGUCUAGUCCAUAUCCAUCAAGCAUUCAAUGUUUUAAAAGACAAAAAUACUUUGGAUAAUGCAAACUGCCUCAUAUUUCGGAUACAUUUAGGUCCAUAACACUCACUCUCAGUCUAAAUGCUCAGACUGUUAGCUUGUAGCUAACCAAUAUGUGGGCUACAGAGGAACACGAAUAGUGUCUAUGAGUGUGUGCGAGUGUGUGUCGGCCACAUAUGAAGGAGAAUAGCUUUCACAGUGGUCACGCGUUCAUUAACACGCUAAAGUACUGUCUUUCUUUAGUUUUCUGAAGUUAGCUUCCUUAACUUCUUGUCAACUACCGCUGUGGUGUGGGCGAUUCUUGUUAAUUGUGGCUUUUAUGAAGUGUACCCAAGUAGUGUCAGUUUGUUGAAAUAGUUCUCAAAAAUGUCGUCCACAGUUACACAUUGCCUACUUUUGUUAUUUCGUUUUCACUGUUUUCAUUUCAUAGAAAAGUUUGAGAAUUUGGAUUCCAGAGAGACAUUCUCAAAUCUUGAAAAUGCAAGAUUCAAUUUCUUCUUUUUUGUUUUGCAAAGCAGUCCUCUUGAAAGCCGUACAAUAAAAUGCUAGGAGGUUGGACCCUAAUCCAUUUCAUGUUCUCACCCCUAGCCCUGAAUUCUUGAUUUCUGGUUAGCGUGGGGCAAGGUACGUCCCUUUUGAGUGUUUUAGAUUCCCAGGUCGAGUUACCUUUUCUUGGACCGAUGUAAGCCUCUCUACUUAACGAUGGCCAGUAGGAUAAAUGUGGAUCGGGGGUCUCUUGGAUUCACCUGUGGCUCUAACAAGAUUGACAUGCGCGUAUUUUAAGUAUGGAUAGCAACUUGUAAUCUACCACAACUUUCAUUGCAGUUGCCAUAUCGACAGGGCCUCUCGCUUGCAGAUGUCUUUGGGCACCUUGAACGGAACAAGUGAAUUUCGUCAUACCUUUUCUGUCUGUUCAUAUUUCUUCAUGCUCAAUCUGACCAGUGCUGUUUAUAAUCUCUCUUUUCCGCCCUUAGGGUUGAGACCAUCAUAGAGGCUUUGUAAAUACCAGAAACGGCGUAUUGUACGUAACUUCAAACUUGGGUGAAAUGUAAUCUGUUACGAAAUUACAGAUUGACAGUUGUACC